Daucus carota subsp. sativus is the source of this 1746-nucleotide messenger RNA. RefSeq lists its product as uncharacterized. Lineage: Eukaryota; Viridiplantae; Streptophyta; Magnoliopsida; Apiales; Apiaceae. Gene Ontology annotation, molecular function: RNA-DNA hybrid ribonuclease activity; nucleic acid binding. The transcript has a single exon. The record is from RefSeq and is a predicted model, not a curated record. The coding region runs from base 1 to 1746 and encodes 581 amino acids. Gene Ontology annotation, biological process: DNA integration.
AUGGAAACCGAACCAGAAGCCCCGGUAGAGUCUAACCCGGGGUCUUGGAUACUCCAUGUCGACGGUUCCUCAACAACCGAAAGGUCAGGAGCCGGGCUAAUCCUGAAGAGCCCGGAUGGGUUCACCAUCAAAACAGCAAUAUCUUUUAACUUCACGGCAACCAACAAUCAAGCAGAGUAUGAAGCCCUAUUAGCGGGGUUGAGGUUGGUCCGGACCCUGUCAAUCCGGAACCUCACCAUCUACAGCGAUUCCCAGAUCGUGGUCAGACAGACCAACGGGGAGUACCUUGCCAAAGACCCGAUCCUGACCAAGUAUCAGGCCUUAGUAAAAGGCUACCUCACUCUGAUCCCCGGGUGCAAGAUCUUGCAAGUCAACAGGGAAGAAAAUGCUGAAGCGGACAACCUAUCCAGGUUGGUUCAAAAUUCAGCAGACCUGGAUAGCUCAGUUUAUUUUGAGGAAUUACACAAGCCAACAAUAGAUCAUGAAGAAAUUCUCGAAAUCAACAACAACCCUACCUGGAUGACUCCCCUGAUCAACUAUAUAGAGAAGGGAGAGUUACCUGAAGACAAGGGAAAAGCACAACGGCUGAAAGCUAAGGCGGCCAAAUUUUUUGUCGAAGAAGGAACACUCUUUCGCCGGACCUACUCAUCCCCAAUCCUGAAAUGCAUAGGUCCGGAGGAGGCCGAAUAUUGUUUGAGAGAAGUUCACGAAGGGAUCUGUGGAGAUCACAUGUCAGCAAAAGGCCUGGCAUAUAAAAUCAUCCGGCAAGGCUACUAUUGGCCAACUAUCCACCAGGAUGCCAUGGAGUUUGUGAAAAAAUGCAAGAACUGUCAGCUAUUCAGCAACGUGCCCCGGGUGAGCCCUGUCCUACCCUCCUCAGUUCUAUCCCCGAUCCCAUUUGCUGUAUGGGGAAUAGACAUCAUGGGACCCUUUCCCCGGGCUAAGGGAGACCUCAGAUACUUGCUUGUCUCCAUCGAUUAUAUGACUAAGUGGGUCGAGGCCAAGGCAAUGAGAACAAUCAAUCAACAAGACGUCAUCCGGUUCAUGGACAACAUCCUGAUGAGAUUCGGGUUACCAAGAGUCCUGGUCUCAGAUAAUGGACCCCAGUUCAUAGGGUCGGAUUUUGAAAGCUACCUGGCGGAAAGAGGCAUCAAGCACAAGAAAUCUUCAGUCGCCUAUCCUCAAGGAAAUGGCCAGGUAGAGGUCACCAACCGGAUCCUCCUGAGAGGAAUUGAAAAGAGGCUAGAAGAAAGCAAGAGCAAAUGGCCAGAAGAAUUACCACAUGUUCUGUGGUCAUACCGAACCAGCCCCCGGACAAGCACCGGAGAAACUCCUUUCAAGUUGGCUUAUGGAACUGAGGCAAUGCUCCCAAUCGAAGUCGGGUCACCUUCCCACAGAGCGAUCAACUUUGAUGAAAUUGCGAAUGAAGAAGGACUCCGGGUCAACCUGGACUUGGUAGACGAGGUCCGAGAUCAGGCAAUCGCAAGGAUGGAAAAAUACAAAGAAAAGACCCGGGAUCACUUCAGCAAAAAAUCCCGAGUCAGGAAUUUUCAAGCAGGAGACCUGGUCCUACGAGACACCGAAGCCUCUGAUCCAACCAACACAGGCAAGCUGAUGCCUAAGUGGGAAGGCCCUUACAAAGUCAAAGAAGUCCUAAGGCCGGGCACCUACAAAUUGGAGCAUAUGGACGGGUCAGAAGUAUCCAACACCUGGCACGGUUUUAGGUUGAGGAAGUUCUAUCAGUAG